Molecule: messenger RNA, 1559 nt
Organism: Cryptomeria japonica (Japanese cedar)
Lineage: Eukaryota; Viridiplantae; Streptophyta; Pinopsida; Cupressales; Cupressaceae
Exons: 3
Coding region: 154-1506 (450 amino acids)
Biological process (GO): regulation of DNA-templated transcription
Source: RefSeq, a predicted model, not a curated record
CUCUAUUCUCUGUAUUACUAUCACAAUUUACAUCUCUAAUGAUUGGUUUAGUAAGACUAAUUAGCAAAGGGAAAGGAAAUAGCCGAGCAGAUUGGCAAUGGCGUUAAUUAGUUGUAUUGUCUCACUCUCAUCACUACUGCAGAAGAGGGCGCCAUGAGUAAUCUCUCAAAAUACUAUGAAAAACUUGUGGUGAGAAAAAGACGUGAAGUGGAAGCAGGGCAGGAAGAAUUGAGGGUGGUGGAGGGGCAUAAUGAUGAUAAUGGGAAAUCGGGAUCAAAUGCUUCGGAGCAUUUCAUCAGCAGAUAUUAUUUUAACAUACUUCAGUCAAUGGGCCACGCCGUUUGCAUAUUCAAGCUUUCUGGAGAAAUUGCUUACUGGAAUCGUUCUGCUGAGAUACUAUAUGGGUAUUCCAGUUCAGAAAUUGUUGGACAUAAUAUCGUCCAGCUUCUUGUACACAAAAAUAAUAUCGAUUUUGAAAAUGAACUUGUUAAUCAGCUUGCGCAAGGACAUAGCUGGAAGGGGCAGUUGUUGUUUAAAAAGAAAUCUGGAGAUAUUUUUCCAGCAUUGGUAACCAACACACCUCUUUAUAAUGAGAGUGGUGUCUUUGUUGGUGUCAUUUCUGUGACACAUGAUGCACGUCCUCUUAAUGGAGAAGCUACUGUAAUUGACAACCAUUCAUCUGUCUCCAGUGAGGCUGGUGAUCGUGCAAACAAAAACAAUGAGAUGGGCAAGUCUAAAGUGGAAUUUCAACAGCUGUUUGAACAUCCUAUUGCAUCAAAAGUUUCUAAUGUUGCAUCUAAGGUAACAUCUAAGGUGCGUUCAUGGAUGCAUAAUGGUGACAAUGUGGAAUGUGAAGGUGGGAUUCACAGAGGCAAGUGUUCUGAACACCUUCCUCAUAUUAACCAGGCUUCAGACCAUAGAGAGUAUCACAAUGCCAAUUUCAAUGAGAAAAAGGCAUUUAAAGAUACUAGAAUAUCAUUUAAUUCUGGCCUUUCUCCACAUUUUACCCCUUUUAGAAAGCUUAGGGGUACAUCUGAAAGCAACACUUGCAAUGAAGGUGAGAAAAAAAAAGGGAUUUGCAACACCUUAGGCUCUAAAGCAGAAACGUGGAUGGCAAAGAAGGGAAAACUGUGGAAGUGGGGAGGUGAAUGUCAUGUUGAGGAGAUUAAGAAUCAUUUUGUAACGCCUUGGAUGAAUAUUGAUAAGGAAAAUGAUUCCGAAAAUCACAAAAAGAAAAACACAAGUUAUCGUAGGGAAAGCUACUCUAAUGAUGUGAAUAAAUCAAGGUUUAAUGAUUGCUCCAUCCUUUGGCUAUCAAAUAAUGCAGCUAGUGUGAGUCAUAAUGGAAGAAUUAGCAGUAUCAAUUGCAGAAAUACAAAAAGUCUUGAGAUAGGUUUGGGUACUCUGGACUGUGAAAUUCUCUGGGAAGACCUUACAAUUGGAGAAUACCUUGGGCAAGGUAAUGUUAAGUUGCUGAUUUCCAUUUCUAGGCUUCUUUGCAUAUAAAAUUUGCAUUUGAAACUGACCAGCGAUGUAAUUGAUAUGCAAUUUCUGUGUCA